Messenger RNA from Nematostella vectensis (starlet sea anemone), 2560 nucleotides. RefSeq names its product semaphorin-5A. The record is from RefSeq and is a predicted model, not a curated record. Lineage: Eukaryota; Metazoa; Cnidaria; Anthozoa; Actiniaria; Edwardsiidae. The transcript is spliced from 7 exons. Bases 151 to 1116 code for a protein of 321 amino acids.
CGCCGUUAAGUAUAAACACGACGCCUUAUCGCUAGAAGGGAGGAUAGUGACCGAUAGUUAAUUCCCGGUAUACGCGCAACACACAUAAAACACCGCGCGCGCUACGGAAAAUAUCUUAUUGAACACCAGAUUACGUCAAUUUUGGUCAAAAUGAAAGCACAAGUUCUACUGUUGAUGUUUGCGGUUCUCAUUGCAAGCCAAAUACAAGACUCAUCUGGCGGGUUUUGCUACGAGAAGUACAAAAAUAACAGUUGUCGCAGCCUGCUCAAGUCCGGCGGGAAAAGAGUCACAUUUGACGAGUGCUGUAGAAACGGCGGAGCAGGGGGCUGGGCCGAUAAAAAGAAAAUGCGAAAGACAGCGUGUCGGCCUUGCACCUCAGUCGUCAUAGUGACGAGCCAGUGGGGUAGCUGGGGAGCGUGGACGCCAUGUACACGGACUUGUGGAAGGUCCAUACAAAUAAGAAGGAGAACGUGCUUCUCAAAGGGCGUGCCGAACUGCAGAGGAUCCGAUGAGGAGAGGAAGAGAUGCGACCUACAGCCAUGCCCAAUUGAUGGUGGCUGGACGGAAUGGACCGAGUGGAGCGCAUGCUCAAAGACGUGUGGCGCUGGCCACAGACUUCGACGGCGCAGCUGUUCCAACCCAAAGCCUCAAUAUGGCGGCAGCGAAUGCAAAGGAAGUCUGGAAAAAUGGGGCAAAUGUCAGCUACAGGAACACUGUCCAGUCGAUGGAGACUGGGGCGAGUGGAGUUCAUGGAGCAGUUGUAGCGUAACAUGUGACCUUGGAACUAAAACACGCACGCGCAAAUGCGACAACCCUUUGCCCAAAUAUGGAGGCAAGCCGUGUGACCCAGUUCAGGGAAAAGGAAUCCAGUACUGUCGAGAGGAGAGAUGUGGAAAGACCUCAGUCGGAUGUGAUGACGAUGACAGCUGUGCCUCAGGGUCUGGAUCGGGAUUCGUGUCAAGCGGCUCCGGGUCUGGAUCCGGAUCCCGGGGGGGUUCCGGGUCCGGAGAAGGGUCCGGUGCUUCCGAUGAGGGCUCAGGUGGAGAAGGAUCUGGGGACGGGUUAUGGAUUCGUAGUGGAAAACCUAAGAUCCCGGAUGACGAGGACUUUGAUUAGGUAGCUUUGAGGAGGCUAUUCCACUAUAGUGGCUUUGGUGUUUUUUACGAAUAGAAAUUCUCGGAAGCUGUGAAUUUUAGACUGAGCAAAAGGUAGACUUAGUUUGCACAACUUAGUACAAGUCUUUGUAGACAUGCAACAAGUCAUUUCGUACGAGCUAGCUACAGUACAACACGGGGUGGGUGGACAAUAAGCGCCUUGCGCUAAGAGAUCACGUGACUUUUAGGGGGCGCUCAGGCGUUUGGCAAAAUAGCAGCAAAAAAGCCACUUAUUUAGCACUCACGAAUAAAGCCAGUAAUUUGUUUUCUGGAAGAUUUUAUUUGCUUUUAAACAUUUCAUUUUUCACAGUUUGUUUUGGUUUGAAUUUGCCAUCUAAAGGGUCACGUGAUCUCUUUACGCAAGUCCCCUAAAAAAGCUAGUAGAAAGUGAUGUUCAAAUGUCACAAAUAUCACUCGAUGGUAGUCCGCCUAGGUUAGUAUGCCAUUAUCAUAUAGGGGGCUGGGUUCAAGUCUUUUGGAAAUGAGGGGUAGUAUUGCUAGUAAAGACUUCUGAUAACCCUACAAUCUCUGCACCAAAGUCGGUCAUUUUGCAAAUGGCGAAUGCCAGUUUAUUCGAGUAGAAUUCGUACAGCACUCCAAAUCAUCUUCCUUAGUUUUAAUAAGGGAGAUGCUAGCUUCACGCAAGCUACAUAAUAAUAGAUUAAUAUUGCGAUUUUGAGUAAUCUUCAGAACUCUUAGCAACGGCAAAAACGCUUUCGGGCUUCCGUCAAUCAAGUUUUAAAAAUCAAUGUGGUAAUACAUUUUGUGCUCACAGAUUGGUCAACGCUUCGCAAGAUGGCAUGAUCGGAAGCCAUCUAAAUGUUAAUGCCAAUAAAAAACCUUCAAGAGCUUUGAUUGGCGGAAGAAGUUAUCCAGUUUAAAGAAUGGAAUCCGUGAGCGUGAUGAGAUCCUCUACGCCCCCCGCCCCCUUUCGAGGAAUACCUAAAGUCAGCCAGACAUGAAAAAAAAAGGUUCUGCGUGAGAACUAAAAGGGCCUGUUCUUUGAUGUUAUAUGGGGCCCCUUUUCACACUGUAGGGCAAAGUUAUAUUUAUAGAAUCGAUACACACAUUAUGUCUAUAGAGAUAUUUUAUGGUACAACAGAAAGCACAUGUAGAGUAAAAUGUAAGGACAUCACAAACGUAAAUUCAGAGCUUUUAUUGGAGUAAUCGGAAAAUGUUAAAAAAAAACACAGGUUAAAACAAGAGAUAAAAAAACAAAACGGUCAAACCAGUUGAUAAAAAGGCAGCACGAUUCGACAAAACAAGUUAAUCUGGUCGAUUCUCAAUCUUUGUCUGGGUUUACGUUUGCGAAGGCUCGUAAAUGUUGUGACAAGCCAACGAAAGAUUGGUACUUCAUGUUAUAGUUCACGUUAGCGUAAAUAAACCGUAUGAAUUAUCUCAGGUUA